Molecule: messenger RNA, 1519 nt
Organism: Coccinella septempunctata (seven-spotted ladybird)
Lineage: Eukaryota; Metazoa; Arthropoda; Insecta; Coleoptera; Coccinellidae
Exons: 4
Coding region: 116-877 (253 amino acids)
Source: RefSeq, a predicted model, not a curated record
AACUCCGAAGAGGUUGCGCUCUGAUGGCAGUACUUUUUCGCACUAGCACUAGGGUGCCAGUGCGAAAAAGCACUGUCCUGGGGGAACGGUCAGCAAGGGGGUGACCUACAAGGAGAUGGUGGAAGGGAUCAAGGUCGGCAUUGUCGACAGAGACCCUGAAGCCAAUCUGUCAGCUGAGCAGCUGGACCUGCUCCAGGGCGCCAUCCUGAGGCAUACCCUCAGGAAGGAGGAAAAGGGAGCGGGAAUCCGCUUCUUGAGCUGCACUCAUAAGCCGGGUUGGCUCAUGAUUAGAUGCGCGGACGAGGCUACUGUCUCAUGGCUUGAAAACUGCUUGUUGCAGAUCAAGCCGUGGGAUGGGGCCAACCUCCGCAUCGUUCAGGGAACGGAGCUGCCAAAGCCCUACGUAUGCGUAGCAUACAUCCCUGAUCCUCCACUAGGAGAUCGACCCUCACAGGAUGAGGUGCUGACAGGUCUGAGUGUGAUGAACCCAGACCUGGAAGCAGAGAGCUGGGCGGUGUUACACCACCAGGUUUCAGGGCCGGGCCGGACAUGGACCUUCUCUGUAGAUGAGAGCUCCAUGUCUAGGCUCAAAGCCCUGAACAUGAUGCCCUACUAUGGUUUCGGGAGGGUUACCUUCCGGGCCAAAGAAAAGGGCAUGGGUGCCGACAAAGAGUCGGACACCCAAACAAAGAAAGAGGAAGGAGGGGCCAAUCCCUCCACCUCCGUUGGCACCUCCAAAGGUGAGCUCGCUGAGGGAGAGAGGUCUAACUCUGCUCCCUCGACGAGCAAAGCGCCGCAGGCGUCCCUUCCCACCGGGGCUCUUCCCAAGGCUGGUAAAACGGCCAGGAAGGGGCCGGCGGUGGGAAGAAAGAAGUAAGCCGCAACAUCUAGUGAUGGCGCGGCUCUUCAAAUGCCUGCAGGCUAAUGUGCAACAUUCCAAGGCUGGAUCCUACCUCCUUGGAAAACGAAUCCUGGACGAGAGGAUAGAUAUCGCCCUCAUCCAGGAACCUUGGGUUACUUCCCGAGGCCGAAUCAACGGCCUCAGUAACCUUCCUGGCAAGGAUUCUGUUCCAGAGAUGUAACAUCCAUCCUGGUAAAACUUCCCAUGGAAACGGGCACUAAAGAACUGGUCAUCUGUUCUGCCUACUUCCCUGGUGAUACCAUGUUCCCCCCGCCAAAUGAAGUGCGAAAAUUAGUUGCCUUCUGCAGGGGGAAAAACCUUCAACUCCUCGUUGCUUGCGAUGCCAACUCCCAUCACACUACGUGGGGUAGCACGGACAUCAACGAAAGAGUUUUAGAUUUCACCUUAUUGCCCCCCCACUUCUUACGCCCAAUCGCCGCCACUGUCUCUGGGACAUCAGCCGAUCUCAGAAUACAAUUGGCGUUGUCCGAUACCAGUGACGACGAAGAAUAAGACUAUUCUGUAGUGAAACGGAUGCUGUUAACAUAACGGCGAUACCAGCCGACAAUCGCAUGGCCGUCAUCCCGCAAAUCCUGAAGGACUAUCUUGAGAGAGUCA